AUGACAUCCCUCUUCUACUCGCCAGGCGAAGCAUGGAUAUCCACAUUGCAAUCCCCCGUCUCAUGGGCAAUCCUCAUACUGCUCGUGGUCUCUAGCAUCUAUAUCACGAGCUGCCAUUCACCCCCACGACAUUAUCCCCCAGGUCCAAAAUCAGACCCCCUCAUCGGCAACCUACGCCAAAUACCACUCGAACACCAGGAGCGGACAUUUUCGGAUUGGGGGACCAGAUAUGGCGACGUGGUCUACGCACGUCUAUUAGGGAAAGAAAUGAUCAUCCUAAAUACCUUGCAAGCAGCGCGUGACUUGCUGGAGAAGCGAAGUGCCAUAUACUCAGAUCGGCCACGUUCCGUAUUACUGGAAGAAUUAAUGGGUUGGCAAGAUGCUACGACGAACAUGCGGUAUGGUCCCCGGUUUCGAAAGCAUCGUCGCUUUGCGCAGCAAACUUUCAAUCGGGGUGCCGUGAGGUCGUAUCAACCUUUACAGCACCAGGAAAUGGGUAUCCUUCUCAACAGCUUUGCAAGCGACCCGACUUCUUUUGUGCAACACUUUAGAAGGUACGGCGCGGCUACCAUCAUGAAAAUCACAUAUGGGCACGACGUCAAGUCGUACGAUGACAAGUUUGUCCAACUAGCUGAGAAGGCUGGAACGGCCACGAUUGAGGUCGGGACCCCGGCUGCCACAUUGGUAGACUUUAUCCCACUGUUGAAGUGCGUGGAUUUCACGUUCCUGGAUGUAAUGAUCACCGAAUACCUUGUUAGACACCUUCCAAGUUGGAUGCCUGGAGGCGGUUUCAAACGUGAGGCUCGAAAAUGCCAAGCAUUGGUGCAAGCCAUGAUUGACAUACCGUUUGAAAGUGUUCGCGAUAGUGUGAUUAACGGCAAUGCUCCACCCUCUUUCACAUCCUCUAUACUCGAGUCAUAUUGUAAAUCAGGGGACUUUAAGCUUCCUAUCGAAGACGAGAGGGAUAUCAAAGGGGCUGCUGGGACGCUCUACGCAGCUGCCGAAGAUACAACUGUUUCUACUCUAACAACAUUUAUCCUUGCUAUGGUAUUAUAUCCGGAGGUCUUCAAGAAGGCACAGCGGGAGAUUGAUGCGGUUAUUGGCCGACAGCGCCUUCCUACCUUCCAAGACGUUGGAUCACUCCCGUAUCUGGAUUGCCUGGUCAAGGAGGUAUACAGAUGGCAUCCCCCAGUCCCUCUCGGCCUACCGCACCGGCUUAUGGCAGAUGACAUUUAUGAUGGGCACCAUAUACCCAAAGGCGCUACGGUGUUGGCUAACAUAUGGGGAAUGGCGAAAAAUUGUCAAUCUCCAGAUACCUUCUAUCCAGAGAGAUAUUUAGAGGAUCCUGAACUUCCAGACCCUCAUUCCUUUGUCUUCGGUUUCGGACGAAGAAUAUGCCCCGGAAGACAUUUUGCCCAUUCUAGUGUCUGGUUGGUCGCCGCUAAUAUAAUCGCCACUAUGGAGCUAUCACCUGCAGUUGAUUCCGAUGGGAACCCGACCCCAGUUUUGCCAGAAUUCAGCUCUGGCUUCGUCAGAACCAUUUACCAGCAUCGUGUUAUGGUCGACAUCAGCGCCAUCGAAGCUCAGAAUCAGACAGCUCGGCUUGCUCUCCCAGCCCCGAAUGACCCUGGCGCUACUACUCAAGCAGCAGUCGGGUCCACUGCCGUGAAGUUAGACGAACUGGGGCCGAUGGUGGUCAACAGCGAUGGCACCCUAUCCCGAAUAGCAAACUGGGGCAGUAUGACAGAGGCGGAGAAAGAAAGAACACUCCGCAUUUUGCUCGCCAGGAAUAAGGUGAGACUUGCCAACGAAGAGAAUGCACGCAAAAGUAACGGUGGGAGCCCCGAUGAAGACGAUGAUGCCACGCUGCUUUCCUUAUCGACCCCAUCGACGAAGAAGGAAUAA
Messenger RNA from Pleurotus ostreatus (oyster mushroom), 1905 nucleotides. RefSeq lists its product as uncharacterized. NCBI's taxonomy places the organism in Eukaryota, Fungi, Basidiomycota, Agaricomycetes, Agaricales, Pleurotaceae. The record is from RefSeq and is a predicted model, not a curated record. Gene Ontology annotation, molecular function: monooxygenase activity; oxidoreductase activity, acting on paired donors, with incorporation or reduction of molecular oxygen; iron ion binding. The coding region runs from base 1 to 1905 and encodes 634 amino acids. The transcript is spliced from 16 exons.